GCCGUCGUGCCCGAGGCGGCACCCGAACCGUUGAUGAUGGCACAACAAGUGCCUCAUCAGACACCAGACAGGAGGCGCGUCAAGGUCUACGAACUCCGCCACAAUGACUGGUUUGACCGCGGAACCGGCUUCUGCUACGCCUGCUGGAUUGCGAAACCUUGAUAGUAUGGACGGACAAUGGGGUCGACAUGGCACUGAGCUUUCAAGAGGCCGAGGGCUGCGCCGCGAUCUGGAGGUUUAUCGACCAGGUUCAGCAAACCUUCCAGGGCGGCAUUUCCGGCGCCGAUGACAGCCUCUCGGACGACUUGACCAUGGAGCUACCUCCCUCGAUCCAGCUCCCCCCUCCUGACCUGGCGUCGCUCCCCGAGUUGGACAUGGCAAUACGGAAUCUGUCGCAAUCGCCGGCCGGUCGCGACGCGCUUGCCAAGACCAUCAUGGCCGAGGAUUACAUUGGCAAACUAAUACCUCUGGUAGAGAUGGCCGAGGACCUCGAGAGCCUGCCGGACCUUCACCGGCUGUGCAACAUCAUGAAGACAAUCCUGCUGCUGAACGACACCAGCAUCAUCGAACACGCCGUGUCGGACGAAUGUGUCUUGGGGGUGGUGGGCGCGCUGGAAUACGACCCUGAUUUCCCUAGUCACAAGGCGAACCAUCGUCAGUGGCUGAAUAACCAGGGGCGGUACAAGGAGGUGGUGAGGAUCCAGGACGAGCAGGUCCGGCGCAAGAUCCACACAACCUAUCGGCUGCAGUAUCUCAAGGACGUGGUGCUGGCCAGGAUCCUCGACGACCCGACCUUUUCCGUCCUCAACUCGCUCAUCUUCUUCAAUCAGGUGGACAUCGUCCAGCACCUGCACACCACUCCCGGGUUCAUGCAGGACCUCUUCGCCAUCUUCCAUGAUCCCAACGAGCAGCCGCUGCGGAAGAAGGAGGCCGUCCUCUUCAUCCAGCAGUGCUGUGCAAUCGCCAAAAACCUCCAGCCGCCAGCCCGCCAGGGUCUGUACGUGCACUUCCUCAAGGAGGGCCUCCUCCCGGCCAUCAACUACGGCAUGCGCCAUCGAGACGUGUCGGUGAGAGUGGGAGCGACCGACAUUCUGGUCUCCAUGAUUGAUCACGACCCGUCGCUGGUUCGACAGACAAUCUACGAGCAGAUCCAGAAGCGGCUGCAGCCACUAACAGAUACCCUGAUCGAUCUCCUCCUCGUCGAGGUCGACCUCGGCGUCAAGUCGCAGAUCUCAGAGGCGCUUAAGGUGCUUCUCGACCCAUGUCCGCCCCCGGUCCAGCAGCAGCAGCAGCAGCAGCAGCAGCAGCAGGAGAACCGGGGAGAAUUUUCUGGACAGCCCAGACUCAGGGCGCACCCCGGCAUUGACCCGCAGCAGGACGUCUUCUUGACGCACUUUUACGAGCAUUCGGCCGCCAGGCUGUUUAAGCCUCUGAUCGACCUCGAGAAGCGGACUGAGAUGAAAUUCUCCCCGUCCGAGGAGGGGAUCUUUAGCUACCUUAACGACAUUCUAUGCUUCUACAUCCAGCGGCAUCAUCACCGCAGCAAGUUCUUCGUGUUUACACACAACAUAGCCUCGCGGUUCGCGCAGCUUCUCUCCUGCAAGGAAAAGCAUUUGCAACUUGUUGCUGUCCGCUUCUUCCGCCACCUCGUCAUAUUGCAGGACGAGUUCUACAUCAAGCACAUGGUCGAUAAGAAGGUGCUCGGUCCCGUACUCGACGUCCUGUUGCGGACGCUUCCGCGAGAUAACCUGCUGUCUUCUGCCUGUCUUGAGCUCUUUAUGCUCAUCAAUAAGGAGAACCUUAAGGAGCUGAUCAAGCACGUGGUGGAAAACUACCGUGAAAAGAUCGCGGCUCUUUCCUACAUGGCUACCUUUGACGAGAUUCUACACCGCUACGACCAGACCCAGGGCUUCACCCUCAACGUUGACCCCUAUUUCGAGUCGGAGGACGAACUGGGCCGGGCUCGCCCGCCAAACGGCGCGGCGAGAGGCAUGAUGGAACACCUCACUGUGGACCAAGCUCAGGAGGAUUACUGGAACACUUCCGACGAUGAAGACGACAUGGCCGUCGCUCAGGAGCCGACCGACGAAGAACUCCGGCAAUCACUGGGCAUGAUGCCAGACCGGAGCCCGUCGAAGCCGCUUGUCGAAUACAACUCGGACGACGAGGACGAAAACGACACCCCGAUGGCAAACCUUGCGGCCGCGGAGGGCUCAACGACCCCGUCUACCGGCGACGAGGCAGCAUCGACUAUUUCAAACGCCCCGCAGACAGCACAAACAAACGGCACUGCGACCGCAUCCCCACCCACGUCGACUUCCACGUCCACAACAGCGGCAACAGCAGCAGCCGCAGCCGCAGCCGCCGCUGUAACCCCACCGCCCGAGCGCCUAUCGGAGAAGCGCCGCCGCGAGGAGGACGAGGACGACGACGUGCUGGAUAAGCUGACGCAGAACAAGCGGCGCAAUAGCAGCAGCGCUGCAUCGAACGCGUCGGUGUCGGCAUCAUCACCAUCGUCGAACGCGUCGACCCUCAAAAGGAAGAAGAGCUUCUCGGGGCAUGGGCAUCGCGCGGGUUCCGGGGGGGGAGGUAGUCCAAAUGGCGGCGGCGGUGGCGGUGGUGGUGGUUCGGCAGCGUCGGGAAUGAAGAAGAUCGCCAUCAGCAUUUCGCCGGCCGUUAAGACGGCUGUGGUGAAGGCCGAUGAGAGCGCCGGUGGCGCUGGCGCAGGAGGUGGGGGAGAUUAGGGAGGGAAGAGAGCAUCGCGAUGAUGAUGAUGCUGCUGCUGCUGGGGGGUGAUGAUGGAUGGUUGGUGGCUUGGUUCGGCACACGCUCGUCUUAUCCGACUCUUCCUGUCGCGGCAACAA
This is a messenger RNA of Thermothelomyces thermophilus ATCC 42464, 2864 nucleotides long. RefSeq lists its product as uncharacterized. The record is from RefSeq and is a predicted model, not a curated record. Bases 189 to 2744 code for a protein of 851 amino acids. The transcript is spliced from 4 exons. Gene Ontology annotation, biological process: DNA damage response; protein dephosphorylation. Gene Ontology annotation, cellular component: protein phosphatase 4 complex; nucleoplasm. Gene Ontology annotation, molecular function: protein phosphatase activator activity. Lineage: Eukaryota; Fungi; Ascomycota; Sordariomycetes; Sordariales; Chaetomiaceae.